This is a messenger RNA of Phaeodactylum tricornutum CCAP 1055/1, 1390 nucleotides long. RefSeq names its product prephenate dehydrogenase. The record is from RefSeq and is a predicted model, not a curated record. NCBI's taxonomy places the organism in Eukaryota, Bacillariophyta, Bacillariophyceae, Surirellales, Neidiaceae. Bases 203 to 1390 code for a protein of 395 amino acids. Gene Ontology annotation, molecular function: arogenate dehydrogenase (NADP+) activity. Gene Ontology annotation, biological process: L-tyrosine biosynthetic process. The transcript has 2 exons.
CUCAAUCCCGAAGAUCCAUCUAUCCAACAACAUUGUCUGACGGUGAAUUGGUCAUUCGAUUGGUGGUUUUUCCUUUGAAAUUAGCAGUUGAUUGUAUUUUACGUAUUUGGAUUGGUGUAAGUGGCGUAAGGAGUUCGCUUUGGUGAGCUCGAACGCAAUCCAUCUUCCUUUUCCUACGAGCUGAGGUCGAAUACCUGUCCUGAUGAGACCACCGAAACGAGGUAGAAAACUGCUGCUACUCUUGUUGAUUUUUUUGGGAAGCGUUUGCCUGGCCUUUUCCAACGUGGGAAGCUCAAACAUUCCGAAUAGCAACCUCCCGAGAGAGCAGCAACGUCCACACACUGCAGGCAUGCCGUCGAUUACCAAACGACGAAAGGUAUGCGUCACUCUGAUGACACCCAACAAUGACGGAACGAGCAAUAGCAAGGAACUAUUCCAGGCUGGGAAAUUAGAAGAGUUGAAACAGAAGGAGGCCGAGCUCGCUUCGUUACUGGCAGCGGUUCGUCGCGAAAAGCUAUCCGCCCUGCGGUCACGACCUUUGACUAUUGGAGUGGUUGGUUUUGGUCGGUUUGGACAGUUCAUCGCCAGAACUUUUGCCAAAUAUGGACGAGUCGUGGUCACGUCCCGGUCCGAUUACACCGAAAUCGCGUCCGGGAUGGGAGUCACAUACGUGCCGUUGUCCGACCCGGAAGCCUUUUUGGACGAGGGACUCGACGUGAUUGUGCUAGCCGUUAGCAUUCUAUUUUUUACCGAAACCUGUGAUAUCCUCUGUACCCAUCCCAUGUUUGGUCCAGAUUCGGGUAAGAACGGUUGGAUGGGCUUGAACUUUGUCUAUGAGAAAACCCGCAUCGACAAGGUUGUACUCGAACCCGGUACUUACAAGCUUGAAAAAGGAGGCGCCGACGGCCUGAAUGACAUGUCCAACGAUGCCUUCACGGACGGCCAGGGCAGAGUGCACUCGGUCCAUGAAGACAGUGAAGCGCACAUUGAAGGAGUCGAUCGAAUGGAGCGAUUCUUGUCGAUUUGGGAAGAAGAAGGCUGUCGGAUGGUCCGCAUGAACUGCCAGGAACAUGAUGCCUACGCUGCAAACUCACAGUUCAUUACUCAUCUCAUGGGCCGAAUUUUGGGGUCGCAAGGCCUUGCCAAAACACCCAUUGAUACCUCUGGAUUUGAGUCGGUUUUAAAACUGGUAGGGAGUACGACAGCGGACAGCUUUGAACUCUUUUACGGACUUUACAAAUACAAUGGGAAUAGUGUGGCUACCAUCAAUCAACUGCGAGCCGCCUUGGAUGAUGUCGUACGCGAUCUCAAAGCCAAGGAAGAGGAGGAACAAAGCAAGUCAGUGAAUGACGCUACCACACUAGAAAGCGUUCCAAAAGGCAAAGCAUAA